AUGCCCGAACCAACACCCCCAAUUCUUGUCGGCUGCCUGCUCGACGUCUCAGGCUCAAUGCGCAGCGCCUUAGAGCCAGGUCAAUUGAAUGAGCCAGCUGGUGAUCGACUCAGAGCUGUCCUUCGAGCAGCGCUCAAGCUAGCAAAAGCGGAGCGCCAGCAGAAUUCUGAUGCCUUUAUGUUCGUUGGUGUCUUUGGACUACAGACGUCUAGAGGGCAUCUUAAUCCUCAAGCAGCGGACCUAUGUGGGAUCGCAAAUGCUCUGCUGGAAGAUUCGGGAGACAAUUUAUCUGGUCAUGAUCUUCUCAUCGCCCGAGCGAACGCGAACAACGUGUCAUAUGUAUCAAGACACAUCAAGACCAAACUUACUAGCCGACAGGCUCGAAUUGUCGACGCGCAUCUAAAACUACAUCCUGACCAAGUGCAUCGAUUUAUUGAUGCCAUUCCACCUGAAGAGGAGGUAAACAACUUACGCUCGGAAGGUCGGCAACAAAGUGCAAGUGCUGGAGCAGCCCUCGGAUACGUCGCUUCGAUGGUCGUUCCAGGGGGCACUUUUGUAGGUCCUGUCGUGUCUCUUGCUACUAUGAUAGCCGGUGAAGUGGCUUGUAAUUCGAUCGAAAACUCAAGGGUCGAAAGAUCUGAAGCUUUGGCAUUUGCCAAGCGUAUUCAGCGGGACUGGCUGUCGGACUUUGAGGUUUUCAGACCUCGUCCUAUCUCCGAAGUUGUGGAUAUUCUUCAGCGACUCCAAGACCAAUGGUUGGACCACCAGGACCGUGAUUCAGGAAAUGUGCUAGAAGGCGAAGACGACAACCUAUUUGACGUCAUUCGCCAGUACAUUUAUGGUCUUACGCCUAUGUGUUACGCCCUAAAGAAGGCUCUGGAUGCUUUUCGAAGCAAGCCUGAAGCGACCCGGCGCGUACUCGUACUUAUGUCGGACGGUAUUUCAACAGAUGGUGAUCCGUCAACUGUCGCUAGCGAUCUCAAAAGUGAGAAAGUAUCAAUCGCAACAGUCAAACUUACAGAUGAUCGGUCUAUCCCCCAGCGGGCCUUACACUUUGAGAUCAAUCCGCUCUGGGAUGAGGGCACCCGCAAUUUAUUCCAGAUAUCGAAGCGUAUCGAUGCAUUGACACAUCCAGUUCCUGUCUUAGCCGCUGCUGGUUGGGCGAUUCCUUCAGCCGGAGAGGUUGCCCUGUUUUCCAUAGUCUGUACCGUCACAGCAUUGGAAGAGUUCUGUUCAAUGCUGCUCUCUGCCCGAUUUGGUUCAGCAGAUGCGCUAUUGGACAUUGUUGGCAGAGUCCGUCUUGACGAUUAUGUCCACAAUGAACACCUUGCCAUUCAAGGUAGGCCUACCCACCAGGGUCGAAGGCCCAUCUGCUAUGCACACGCCGUAGCAUCCGUCAUACACAUGGCUUUACUUCGCAUUGUCUCUAGAGAAGGUGGCAUUCCCUCUUUCAUUGAGAUACGGGAUAGAAUUCUAUCUGAAUACCCAGAGAUAAGAGAAGGACACCCUACUAAGGAGGUAUUGUCAGAUGCAUGCAUUUGGUACCGCCCCCUCCACUUCCGAGAGGUUGACGAGAAAGGCGCCCGCGAAGCAGUGCUCCGGCGUCGCCCAGUGCUUGCUACGUUUGGUUUAUCGAAUGACGGCUGGGACACGUUCCGUGACCAUUUCAAUGAAAGUUCCCCAAUGCGAUCUGCCGUUCUAACAGAAGCCCAAAUGGCACCUCACUUUGACAAAGAGCAUGACGGUGGCCAUGCUGUUGUGUUGAUGAGCUGCAGCCCUGAGUCGCUAACCUUUUUAAACUCAUGGGGAAGCGCAUGGGGAGAUAAUGGGAGCUUCAAAAUCGAGAACCCUAAUGUUUUAGGGCAUAAAGAUCGUCUUUUGCGAUUCUACGACGUUUAUUGGUUAGAAAAGGGACUAACAAAUGCUGAACGACUGGCUUUCGAUGCUAAAGUGGAUGAGGAGCUUCGGCGUCAUGCUGCGGAACAUGAGAGUAUUUUCGAGCUCGAAUAUCGAUGCCCAAGAUGCUUCGACACUUCUGCAUUGGCAGACUUCAGAGGGAGUGUCAGGAGCGCUUUAUGUCCAAAAUGUCAGGCUUGGUUCAAGCCUGAUCCUGAAAAUCUCAUGAAGGCCAUGUAUUUGCGAGCUGGGCUGAAUGAUGUUGCAGUUGAGCCUUGUGGCUGA
This is a messenger RNA of Fusarium verticillioides 7600, 2181 nucleotides long. RefSeq lists its product as hypothetical. NCBI's taxonomy places the organism in Eukaryota, Fungi, Ascomycota, Sordariomycetes, Hypocreales, Nectriaceae. The record is from RefSeq and is a predicted model, not a curated record. The transcript has a single exon. The coding region runs from base 1 to 2181 and encodes 726 amino acids.